AUGGCGAUGAUGAUGACUGGCCGUGUGCUGCUGGUGUGUGCCCUCUGCGUGCUGUGGUGCGGUGCUGCGGUGGAGGCGGAGGGUGAUGGUUCUGGUGGAAGUGCUGAACUUUUGCCGAAAUCACAAGAGCCUGAAAAGUCUCCAGAAGACACGCAAGACUUUGGACAUGAAGCAGGAGGUCUUAAAGAAGAAUUAACUCCCACAUCUGCGGAUGAAGAUGAUGAAGACGAUGAUGAUGGUGAAGGGGCGGAAGAUGAAGAAGAAAAACAAAUAGAAGGGCCGAGUGGUGAAAAAGGAAAUGCUGCACCAGACCCAGUUUCCGGGGAAAAGAAAUUAAUCGGCACCGAGCAGCAAACACGGCAAUCAAUUGUAUCUGCAGAGAACACUCCUCUUUCUGGCAAUCGGGAAUCAAAUGCCAUUCUUACGCAAACGAAGAUUGAAGGAACGAAGGACUCCGACAAAAAUCCACCUGCGGUAGAGAAUCCACUCACAACAGUUAACAGGGAGCAAACACUGCAUGCGGAAGGAAAUCUUCCACCACCUCAAGAAGGUGAUGAUUCCCGCGAACACGAUGGCAAAGACACCACGAAUGAAGAUAAAAAAAAUGUUCAGCCGCCUGAGACUGCAGCCACACCAACAAGCCACCGAGACAAAGGCUCAGAAGGGACUGGGGACGAUACAAAAGCAACGACAGUAACCGCCAACACAACUGAUACGACGAAGACACAAAACAGCGACAGCAGCACCGCGGUCUCCCACACCACCUCCCCUCUUUUGCUUCUUCUUGUUUUUGCGUGUGCUGCGGCUGCUGCUGCUGUGGUGGCCGCGUGA
Molecule: messenger RNA, 831 nt
Organism: Trypanosoma cruzi
Lineage: Eukaryota; Euglenozoa; Kinetoplastea; Trypanosomatida; Trypanosomatidae
Product: mucin-associated surface protein (MASP), putative
Exons: 1
Coding region: 1-831 (276 amino acids)
Source: RefSeq, a predicted model, not a curated record